Molecule: messenger RNA, 1804 nt
Organism: Chironomus riparius
Lineage: Eukaryota; Metazoa; Arthropoda; Insecta; Diptera; Chironomidae
Source: the annotation of a GenBank genome assembly
AAUAAACACGGCAACGUGAGAAUAAAAUAAUUAAUAAAAAUGGGUGAAACGAGGCUGUUUAUUGGAAAUAUUCCUGCCAAUACUGUUGAGAGUGAGCUAGAAUCAGAAUUUGGAUUUUAUGGAAAGGUCAAAAGUGUUGAAUUAAAGAAGAAAAGUGAAGAUGAAGUUAUGUAUGGAUUUGUAAACAUCGAAAUUGAUGAGAAAUUAGUCCAAAAAUGCAUUCGAGAGUUUGGUCAGCAGCAAUUCAAAGGAAAUUAUCUUUCUGUAUCAAGAGCAAAAGAAAGUUUUCUGGAUCGUCUAAAAAGGGAACGUGAGCAGUUAGACAGACUAGGUGACAACUCAAUUGGGAGAAAACUGAUUGAAAUAUCUAUGAAAUCAGUGACUGAAUUAGAUGAGCCUGUAGAAGUUGCAGAAUUGCCAAAAAUUGAGAAAGAAGUCUCAAGUGACGAAUCUAGUUCCGAUGAAGAGGAAGAGAUUGUCAUCAAACCAGCUGUUAAGGUUCCAGCAUUUCCAAAAAGAACUACUUUUGACUCGACAAUGAGUUAUCAAAAAGAGGAACCGAAAGUGCUUGAUCAAGCAACUUUAGAUGACAUGAAACGUCAACAGAGUCUUCAAAAGCUUAUUGACAUGCACAAGAAUCAAAAGGAUGCAAUUAAAAAUGCUCUUUUAAAUAUAGAUUCAACGACACCGAGAAAUAAUAAGAUUGUCUUCGAAAAGCCAGAUCCAGUAAUAAAAUCCACAGCUAUUGAAGCUAAAAAGACAACACUAUUUGAUGAAAAUGAAUAUGACGAAGAAGAAAUGGAAGUAGCACCAGAAUCCUUUAAAAUUAAAAAGCAGUUUGAAGGCAAAAAAGGUGAAAGGUUGUUUGAAAUCCAAACAAAAUUCAAUAAUGAUAGUCGUUUUAAAAUGGAUGAGAAGUUUGCGGACGAUACAGACCAGUUCAUUGAUUCUCGUAAGAAAUAUGCAAGAGAGGAACUGAAAGAAAGAAAACGACAACGCAAAGAAAUGGCUAAUUGGGAUCAAGACGAAAUGAAAGAAGAACGUGAUAAUCAAUUAAGCAUCUUAGAGAGCAUUACAGGUCAACCAACAAGCAGUAAUCAACAGAAACCACAACAAGGAAUGCUUCGAUUUGAUCCAAGCAAAAAGUCACAUCAGAAAUAUUUAGAUGUAGUUAAAGGCGACGAGCAAAUCGAAGAUGAUGACGAGGAAAUGGAUGUAGAUGAAAGUGAGACAAAAGCAGUUGAAAAAGAUACAGAAGAGCGAUAUUAUGAAGUAUCUGAUAAUCUAGCGAAUGCUUUUAAAGAUUCUCAGCCAUUUAGCAUUUUUGGUAUGUUAGGAGUCAAGCAUGAAGACAUACAUGAUGAUAAGCCAGAGGAAGUAAUAGAAACUAAAGAGGUAAAAUUGGCACCAAAAAUGCAUGCAUUUCAAAUGAAUCAAGUUCGAUUCAAGUACGAUUCAUCGGACACUGAUGAAGAUGCCGAAACUGAAAAGUCCAAGAAAAAGUCAAAGAAGGAACCACAAAAGAAACAAUCAAAAGACGGAAAAUACACAAAAUCAGGUGUUUGGCGCUAUAAUUUCUUUGUAUGUGAUGGUGAUAAACGUCUGCAAGAUGCCUUUGCCUUUUUGAAAAAGGCAGCUUAUGUUGAUCCAAAAAUAAUGCUCGAGAAUCGUCAAAAGCUGAAGAAAGUCAUCAAAAAUCAAGUCAGAAAAGCGAGACACGAUAAAGAAAAAUCGUUUAAGAAACGAAAAGUUUAGACAAUACAGAAAUAAAAGCAUACAUGUGCACAAUAUGACUUAGUAUUUC